Messenger RNA from Equus caballus (horse), 303 nucleotides. RefSeq names its product defensin beta 127 (gene DEFB127). The record is from RefSeq and is a predicted model, not a curated record. Gene Ontology annotation, cellular component: extracellular region. Gene Ontology annotation, biological process: innate immune response. Lineage: Eukaryota; Metazoa; Chordata; Mammalia; Perissodactyla; Equidae.
AUGCGGCUCCUCUUGAUGCUUGCAAUUCUGCUAUUCCACAAGUCCACAGUAACCGAACAACUUAAGAAAUGCUGGGGUGAAUAUAUACGAGGACACUGCAGGAAAAUAUGCAAAAUAACUGAAAUACGUCAAGUGCUAUGUGAAAAUGGGAGAUACUGUUGCCUCAAUAUCUUGGAACUGGAAGCACGUAAAAAAAUUACAAAGCCAACACGUCCAAAGCCAAUGACAUAUGCAAUAACUUUGCCUCAAGAUGAAGAUAUAAAUGUAGACAAUUUUUUAAGCCCCAAGGCAAAUUCUACAUAA